UUGGUGAAAAGAUUGGGUUACAUUCAGUGAAAUGGACCAGACGAAUGGCAGCACUGCUGAGGGACUUGAACUUCAACCUCCUCCCUAUAGUCCUUCAAACUAUGAACAAAAUUCCUACACAGAGAUGGCAUACCAGGUUGGCAAGGGGAACAUUGCAGUCGUCUCUCCUCCUGGUUCCUACAACAACAUGGUCCAUCCUGAGGACCCACCAGCAUUUGGAGGCGACCAGUACUGCAGUGAAGCUCCACCUAUGUAUACCAACGAAUCUGAGGAGACCGGCUUCAGUGUCGCUUCAAUACGAAGAGGUUUUGUACGGAAAGUCUACCUGACCUUGGUGGUUCAGCUGCUGUUUACUGUUGGGAUAAUCUGCGCCUUUCUUUACUGGGACACACUGAGGACUUGGGUCCGUGAAAACUACUGGUUCUCCUACACUAUGAUGUCAGUGGUGCUGGUACUCAUUGUGGUUUUGUCCUGCUGUGAUAACAUUCGUCGCCAAGUGCCCCUCAAUUUUAUAGCUCUAGGCUUGUUUACUGUUGCAGAGGGCCUGAUGCUUGGAUCUGUGGCAACGUACUUUGAUGCCGAAGCAGUUCUGUGGGCUAUGGGUGCAACAGCUCUUGUUUCAUUUGGCAUGAGCCUGUUUGCUAUGCAGUCAAAGUGGGACUUUACCUCUAAAGCUGGGUGCCUGUGGAUGUUGGCCUGGUCCUUAUUUUCCUUCUUACUGAUGUGUGCAGUCAUACGAUCACAGUUUCUCUACAUCUUCUACGCCUACCUGGGAACUUUGCUGUUUUCUUUAUACUUGGUGUUUGAUACUCAGCUAAUUCUCGGGGGGAAACACAGGAAGUAUGAAAUCUCUCCUGAGGAGUACGUGUUUGCUGCUCUCAACCUCUAUUUGGACAUCGUUACCUUGUUUCUCCUCCUGCUGCAAAUUAUUAACUUCUGCCGUUGAACCUGAUUAUCUACCAGCCUCUUUAAAGGAUAGUGUUUUACACAUUAUGUCAUUUUACAUAUCUUGUAUUAUUCAUAUCACAUGAAGAAAAGUAUCGAUUCUCCAGACAUGUCAGAUUUAAAUACAAACACCUGCAUUGUAUGUAAAAUGAAGCUUUCAUAACACGAACUUAAUAUAACUGGGAAAGAUUGCUUUAAAUCACUAUUAAAAUCAGUCAGCUUUUAAUAUUUGUUGAUAUCAUAUGUACAGCUUGUGUAUUAAUUGAUCUGUGUCAAAUCUUAAAAAUACAUUUUCUAAAAUGCCCUUUA
Girardinichthys multiradiatus is the source of this 1254-nucleotide messenger RNA. RefSeq lists its product as uncharacterized. The record is from RefSeq and is a predicted model, not a curated record. Gene Ontology annotation, cellular component: membrane. NCBI's taxonomy places the organism in Eukaryota, Metazoa, Chordata, Actinopteri, Cyprinodontiformes, Goodeidae. The coding region runs from base 32 to 946 and encodes 304 amino acids. The transcript is spliced from 10 exons.